AUGUAAACAAUUCAACUAAAGAAUUUAUUAAAGGAUCAUAAAGAAUUAAAGAAAUAAUUCACUCUGAAAAGAAAAUUUGAUAUAACAUCUUUACCAAUAUUAGUUAGAAAUAAAAGUUGUGAAUGUUUAGAAUGUGGUGGAUAAAUUAUUAAAUAAAUUGAAGAACAUAAAAUUAAUAAUAAAGUGUCUCCCAAAUAUAUUAAAAAAUUUAUAGCUUAACAUGAAAAAUUUUAAAGUUUCAACUUUCAAUCGCAUAAAGUAUAAACUACUUAAAAGUAAUUUUACUCAUUAAUUAUAGUAUGGUAUUUCUGGAUAUUGCUCCAAAAAGAAUUUAAUAAACAUUUAGUAAUUCCAAUGAAUAACCCUUAAUAAGUCCUACUUUAGAACAACCAAAAAGAGAUAUGAGAAAGUUAAGUAGAUUAAUAGAAAAAUAUGAUAUUACAAAAACUGAAAUUGUUUAAUAAUAAUAUUGCAAAACCUUACCUGAUGUAGUAUACAAAAAUAAAAAUCUAUGUUAAUAUUUACAAAGAUAAAAAACUCAACAUUAUUCAUAUAUUAAAAUUCUUCCAAUAGGUGAUGAAGAAUAACAAAAUUCUGGAACUAAUAGUAAUCAUCUUAAAAAUUCAUCAUAAAGAACUCCUAUAAGAAAUUAAGUUUAUAAGGAAUUGAAUGAAAGUACAAUAUUAAGAUAGUUAUAAACUCCAAUUUUAUAAAAAUCAAAAUUUUAAAAUUAUCCAAUCAUUGAUUUUGCUGAUGGAAUAAGAAAAGCUAUGGGAAAAAUCAAAGAAAUAGAUGAAUACUCUAAUAAUAGUAAAAUAGUUAGUACAUAAUUUAAUGAGGAUACAAAAAAUAAAAAAAGAGGAUCAAUUUUAUUAAAAUCUAUGUUAGAUUGUACAAAACUUUUAGAAAAAAAUCAAAAAACAUUAAAAUAGUUAGAUGUUUUUGUAAGAACAAAAUCUUUAAAUCGAAAAUUAAGUAAAUACGAAAAGAAUUAUUCUCCAUCAAAGAAUUACUCACUUUCAAAAGUUUAUUUGCCUAAAAUUAUUAGAAGAUGA
Paramecium pentaurelia is the source of this 1055-nucleotide messenger RNA. The record is from the annotation of a GenBank genome assembly. NCBI's taxonomy places the organism in Eukaryota, Ciliophora, Oligohymenophorea, Peniculida, Parameciidae.